UUUCUGACUUGUGGAAGGAAGGUACUAAGCUAGUGGCUAGUGGCUAGUGAGUGGCCUUCACUGUGUUCUUCACAAACAAAGAGAAAGAACCACAAACACAUUCUCUUAGGCUCUUUUUUUUAUUCUCCGGCCACCGGAGAAUCGCCGGAGGAAUGGAGGAGCCGAACUCCGAUUGCUGGCUGCCACCAGGUUGGACUGUGGAAGUGAGGGUGAGAAAGAAUGGUAAGAGAGACAAGUAUUACUUCCCCCCCUCAAGUGGACUAAAAUUCAAUUCCAAGGUGGAGGUAUUUCGCUAUCUUGACAAUGCUCAGAACAAAGUCAGCAUCCAGAAAAUCUCUCCUAAUGUUAUAGUUGAGAAAGCUAUUGCGGAAGGGUUACCACCAGGAAGGGUGAAAAAGACCAGAAUCACAACAAAUGGAGAUUCAGUUAGAAGAGAUACGUUCUAUAUUGACCCUGUAAAUGGUUAUACAUUCUGCUCAAUAAAAGAUGUUGAUUGCUAUCUUGAAUCUGGAGAGAUAGGAAGCUACGAAUUCAAGUCAAAAGACAAUGAUGGCACUGAUAUGGAGUUAAAAGCUGACAAAUCUCCUUCAACAAGUGUAACCGUGAAACCAACAUUAUCAAUUAGCAUGGGUCAAAGCUCAGACAUGGACAUGAUAGCUAAUGACCAACAGAUUCCAAGAUCUGCAAGUUCUGAAGAAUAUAUGUCUGUGCCCAUCUCUGAAUGUAUUUCCAAUCAGUGUGUCGUGGGCGCCAAACUGACCAGUUCAGUUCUAUCACUGGCUAAAAGUUCAGAUAAAAAACAAGGGAAGGUUGGUGUAGCUCAAAGCGCUUCGGUUUCUGGUUGCACUAACAAAGAUGCCGAAGAAAAGCAACUUCAAGAAAAUUCAGAGACAAAACAUGGCACUGAAAAAGCCCAGGCCAAAGAUCCCCAGUGCAAAAACAAGCACAAGAAAGAGAUCAAUUUGCCUCGCCGUGCUUCAAAGCGUCUUGCUGGAAUUAAGGUUGAUCCUGUUCCGGAACUUAAAAUAAGAAAUAGAGCACGCCGUGUUACAGUUAAACAAUCAGAGGAGGAGGAAACCAUCACAAAUGUAGAUAAAUCUGCCAACAGCUUGCUUGAUGGUCUAGCAAAACAGAAAUUAAAUAACGAGGAUACUGACAAGACUCUAGAAGUGCAAAGAAGCGACAAGGAAAAAGAAUGCUUCUCUUUUUCGUCUCUGGAGAGCAAUGCUACUGUGGAAGAGUGUGUGAGAGUCAUUGAAAAUGGAGAUAAAGUUGAUGCUAAGUUAGAUUACACCCUUGACUUUCCCCUCAGAGAACUACUAACAGACCCUUGUAUUGCAUUUGCCAUUCAAACACUCACUGGAGUAACAUUCGAAGCCUCCAAAGACUUACAAACUUUUUCCGAGUUAAAAAACAGCCUGCAUUCCAAAACUUCUGCUUCUGCCGCCGCCAUUGGCGAAGGCGAUGGUAAGAAAAGCAAUGAUGGGUUAGGUGGCAAUGAGUUCUCAUCUCCAGAGAACCUUGCUAUUCCACCAGAACAUGCUGGUGAUGCCAAAACUGAUUUAAAGGCCAAGAAUGAGAAUGCAGGACCAUCUUCUGAAAAGACACUUGACAUGUCAUCAUGGAUGGAUCCAUGCAUUGAAUUUGCUAUAAAAACUCUCACUGGCACCAUCCCAUCAGACUCUGCUGAUCAAAAUCCCAAGAACUGCCUCCAACAGCAACUCAGCUCAUCAAAUAGCCAACACAGUGAGAUGGCCUUGUCAAGUGUCAGUUUAGAUAACAUAUACAAAACUGACUACUCUUGCAGCCAAUACUUUGACACACAGAAACCAAUGUUUAAUAAACAGUCUUUUGUGGAUCCAUCACUGCAGCACACCAGAAAUAUAGGUAUUGGAAAUUCUGCUGGAUCCAGACUCUCUCACUGUGGUGAAAGAUACUAGAAGGAAUGUUUGUUAGAUCAGUAAACCAUCUUGUGCCUGAACUAACAUAAAGAUUGUACAGUUAGGAAAACUAAAAAAGCUUCCCACCCCAUGAAACCUUUAACCUAUCUCCUUUUGUUGUUAUGUUGUUCUGUGAUACUUUAAUUAGCUGAUCCUAUGUAUUUUGUAGAACAUGCUAUGGGUGGUUGUUAGUUACUAUCAUGUUAGCUUGAUUGUAGAACUGUGUCUCUUAUGGUGUCUAAUCUUAAGUUGAUUGUAGAAUCUUCCCAUCGUGUGACAUCAAAGUGGUAGCUGGUUGGACUUGGUUCUUAGAAUUGCAUUCCUUAAGGUAUAGAAUAAGCCAAAAUUCUUAUA
Molecule: messenger RNA, 2294 nt
Organism: Glycine soja
Lineage: Eukaryota; Viridiplantae; Streptophyta; Magnoliopsida; Fabales; Fabaceae
Product: methyl-CpG-binding domain-containing protein 13-like
Exons: 6
Coding region: 153-1940 (595 amino acids)
Molecular function (GO): DNA binding
Source: RefSeq, a predicted model, not a curated record